Penicillium olsonii is the source of this 1704-nucleotide messenger RNA. Lineage: Eukaryota; Fungi; Ascomycota; Eurotiomycetes; Eurotiales; Aspergillaceae. The record is from the annotation of a GenBank genome assembly.
AUGGGCGGCGAGGAAGAGGAGGACAGUCGUACCGCGACCCCUUCGUCUAUGCCUUCGUCCAUGGGUCCCGAUGGCCCCAAGCGUGGCCGCAGCCCUGUCAGAGCUGAACCCGCCCUUGCCGCCGAUGGCACCAAGAGGCGCAAGAAGCGCAACCGUUGGGGCGACCAGCAAGAGAACAAGGCUGCCGGUCUUAUGGGAUUGCCAACCAUGAUCACGGCCAACUUCACUAGCGAGCAACUUGAAGCUUACACCCUUCACCUUCGUAUCGAGGAGAUCAGCCAAAAGCUUCGGAUCAACGAUGUGGUUCCAGGCGAUGGCGAUAGAUCUCCCUCGCCUCCACCCCAGUACGACAACUUCGGUAGACGUGUUAACACCCGUGAAUACCGCUACCGCAAGCGACUCGAGGAUGAGCGCCACAAGCUGGUCGAAAAGGCCAUCAAGACCAUCCCUAACUACAACCCGCCCUCUGACUACAGACGCCCGACUAAGACCCAGGAGAAAGUCUACGUUCCCGUGAAUGACUAUCCAGAGAUUAACUUCAUUGGCUUACUCAUAGGACCUCGUGGAAACACCCUGAAAAAGAUGGAGACCGAGUCCGGUGCCAAAAUCGCCAUCCGAGGCAAAGGUUCCGUCAAGGAAGGAAAGGGCCGUUCUGAUGCCGCUCACGGUAGCAACCAGGAGGAAGAUCUCCACUGUCUGAUCAUGGCAGACACCGAGGAAAAGGUGAACAAAGCCAAGAAGCUUGUUCACAAUGUCAUCGAGACCGCUGCUUCCAUCCCCGAAGGUCAGAACGAGCUCAAGCGCAACCAACUGCGUGAGUUGGCAGCUCUCAACGGUACCCUCCGUGAUGAUGAGAACCAGGCUUGUCAGAACUGUGGCCAAAUCGGACAUCGCAAGUAUGACUGCCCUGAGCAGCGCAACUUCACUGCCAACAUCAUCUGUCGUGUCUGUGGCAACGCUGGCCAUAUGGCUCGUGAUUGUCCCGACCGCCAGAGAGGAAGUGACUGGCGUAACGGCCCCAGUGCCGACAGACAAGGUCCUCGUGGCACUGGUACUGGUGAUGCUGUGGAUCGUGAGAUGCAGCAACUCAUGAACGAGUUGUCCGGUGGUGCUUCUGGCGAAUAUGAGCCCCGUCGUAUUGAAGCUGGCCCUGGCGCUCCUGGUGGUUACCCCGAUGACCGUGAUGCGAAGCCCUGGCAACAGCGCGGUCCUCCCCCACCACCAAGUGAUGUGGCACCCUGGCAACAGCGUCGCGACCCCCGUCCCCGUGACGACUACGGACGUGGUGAUUACGGAGGCCGGGACGACUAUGGCUCUCGCCCUCAAGGUGGCCCCGCCCCUUGGGCCAUGCAGAACCAGAGCCGCGACUAUGGCUACGGUGCUCAGGGUGGAUACGCCGCUCCUGGACUUGCUCCCGGUGCUCCCGGUGCUCCUGGCGCUCCUGGCGCUGCUGCUCCUUGGCAACAACCAGCUCCUCCCGGUGGUCCAGCUGCGUAUGGAGGUUACGGUGGAUACGCCUAUCCCCCUGGAAUGGGAGCUCCCGGUGCUGCGCCACCUGGCAUGGGUGCGCCUCCUCCCCCUCCUGGUAUGGCUCCGGCGUACUAUGGAGCUGCUGGCAGUCCUCCUCCCCCUCCUCCCCCUGGUGAUGCACCACCACCCCCUCCUCCCAGUGACCAACCUCCCCCUCCCCCUCCUCCCCAGUGA